CUCUACCUCACUCACUGCUGCACACCAUGUCUGCCCUUGCCGAGUUGUCCCAGAAGCUCAAGUCGACCGACUUUGACACGAUCCCCGUCAUCGACAUGACGGACGCGCGCCAUCCCGAGCUUGAGAAGCGCAAGGCGCUUGCCAAUCAGAUCCGGGACGCGUGCUUGAACGAGGGCUUCUUCUACGUGAAGAACUCUGGCGUGGACGAGAAGGUCGUCGACGCGACCUACGCCCAGUCCAAGGCCUUCUUCAAGCUCCCCGCCGAGGUCAAGAAGACUAUCGACAUCUCCAAGUCGGACAACUUCCGCGGAUACAUGGGCCUCCUGACCGAGAACAACGACCCCGCAAACAAGGGCGACUACCACGAGGCGUUCAACCUCGGCCUCGACCCCUCGCUGCGCCCCGACGCGGCCCAGACCGACUCGGACGACGCCAAGCUGCGCCACGGCGGCAACCUCUGGCCUGCGGAGAAGGACUGGUCGCAGGCGCCCGAGUUUAAGUCGACCGCCCUCGACUACUACAAGGAGGUGCUUGAGCUCGGCGAGAAGCUCUUCCCGCUGUUCGCGCUCGCGCUGGACCUCCCUGAGACCUUCUUCGACGACAAGAUCCGUAACCCCGCCGCUAUCAUGCGCCUGCUCUUCUACCCCGCCCUCUCAGAGGACGACGCCGACGAGCUGAUGCCGGGUAUUGGUGCCCACACCGACUUUGAGUGCUUCACCAUCCUGCGCCAGGACGACGUGCAGGCGCUCCAGGUGUCGAACCGCGAGGGCAAGUGGAUCGACGCCAAGUGCAUUCCCAACACGUUCGUCAUCAACAUUGGCGACCAGUUUGCGCGCUGGACCAACGACAUCUUCGUGAGCACGCGCCACCGUGUGCUGCCUGCCCGCGCGCGCGACCGCUACUCGAUCCCCUUCUUUUUCGGGUGCGACCACGACGUCGUGAUGCACCCCAUCCCGACCUGCGUCUCGGCGGACAGGCCGAACAAGUACGAGGUCAUGACGGCCGGCGACUAUGUGCACAUGCGCCUGAGCGACAUCUACGCCGCGGGCGUCGCGAAGAAGGACGAGGCGUAG
Messenger RNA from Vanrija pseudolonga, 1073 nucleotides. It is a transcript of the gene hxnY, whose product is annotated as 2-oxoglutarate-Fe(II) type oxidoreductase hxnY. The record is from RefSeq and is a predicted model, not a curated record. Bases 27 to 1073 code for a protein of 348 amino acids. Lineage: Eukaryota; Fungi; Basidiomycota; Tremellomycetes; Trichosporonales; Trichosporonaceae. The transcript is spliced from 8 exons.